Molecule: messenger RNA, 2125 nt
Organism: Tricharina praecox
Lineage: Eukaryota; Fungi; Ascomycota; Pezizomycetes; Pezizales; Pyronemataceae
Product: ammonium transporter-like protein
Exons: 5
Coding region: 295-1707 (470 amino acids)
Biological process (GO): ammonium transmembrane transport
Cellular component (GO): plasma membrane
Molecular function (GO): ammonium channel activity
Source: RefSeq, a predicted model, not a curated record
CAAAGAAUAUAUAACCCGCUGGCUGGACGAGAUUCCUGCAAGUACCGUAGGUAAGUAAAUUUAAGGUUCCUACGUAUCCUUCAACCCACUCCGCCCAUCUGGGACGCAACCCAAGCUGGUCCGGGCAGCAACCAGCAACCAACCCCCCUACCCCUCUACCCUUCCACAGCCCCCGACCCCUAAGUCUUUCAACCCCCACCCUCUUUCCUAGGAACAUUAAAACCUCCAACCUCCCAUUCAUCCUCUCAACUCCUACUCCACCAGUACAUUCCAAGUCAUAUCCGGUUUUCCAAGAUGAGUGAGCUUGAGUGGAACCCCGUUUGGAACACCAGUAGACCCGACAAUGGCGGGGAUCCCCAUGUCGUAAACGUCAAUGCUCCGUUUGAUGCCAACGGGUAUCACAUGGUCUGGAUUAUGGCUUGCACUGCUGUCGUCUGGCCCAUCAUCCCAGGCAUCGGAUUACUAUACGGUGGGCUUGCCAGAAGAAAAGCCUCUCUCGCCCUGCUCUGGCAGUCGUUUCUAGUUUCGGCUACCAUUUCGUUUCAGUGGUGGGUCUUUGGAUAUACCCUGACCUACUCGCCAACCGCUGGACCGUUCAUCGGCGACUUUCGCCAUAUCGGUCUGAGGGAUGUGGCUGCGAAACCCAUCGGUUUCUUGCCGGAGAUUCUGUUCGCCGUCUUCCAGUGCUUCUUCUGCGUUGCCACCGUGCAGAUCAUGAUCGGCGGUGCUCUUGAGCGUGGCCGUCUCGUCCCUUCGUUGGUCUUCUCGUUCAUCUGGGCAACCGUUGUAUACUGUCCCAUCGCAUGCUGGACGUGGAACUCGAACGGAUGGUUGUACAACUUACCAUCACUUGAUUACGCUGGUGGAGGCCCCGUUCACAUUGCAUCGGGAAUGUCGGCACUAGCGUAUGCUCUGGUCCUCGGAAAGCGUAAGGAACGCAGCGUCAAGCAUCGUCCUCACAAUGUCACGAUGGUCUUCCUGGGCACCUGCUUCAUCUGGUUCGGCUGGCUGUGCUUCAAUGGAGGAUCGACUCUUAACGCGACUGUCCGUGCGAUGUACGCCAUGUUCAACACCAACAUUGCCGCCUCGACCGGUAUUAUGGGCUGGGUAUUGACGGACUACUUCCGCAAGAACGGCAAGUUCUCGGUCGUCGGUGCUUGCGAGGGUGCCAUCGCGGGCUUGGUUGGAAUCACUCCUGCCGCCGGUUACGUCCCCGUCUGGUCUGCUGCCCUCAUAGGAUUCGUGACCGCUGCUGUCUGUGCGUCCCUCGAGGACGUCACUGACUGGAUCAAUAUCGACGAGGGGAUGGAUGUGUUCAAGCUGCACGGCAUUGGCGGCAUUGUCGGUUCCAUCUUGACGGGAAUCUUCGCCCACUCCGAUAUCAGCAUGCUCGACGGCGUGACCAACGCCCCUGGAGCCGUCGACGGAAACGCCAUUCAGAUCGCCUACCAGCUGGCAGACGUGGUCUCAAUCUCGGCCUAUGCCUUCACCGCCUCGGCAAUCAUCCUCUUCGUGAUGAAGUACAUCCCCGGACUUUCCAUCCGCGCACCCGAGAAAGUCGAAGUCAUGGGCAUUGACGCGCACGAGUUCCAUAACGAGGAAGUCGGCGACUGGGGAAUGGUACAGAAGGACCAUGAUAUCCUCGGAAGCAUGAUGAUCUCUCCGCCCAGAACUCCGCAGGGCGAGACGGUUGAUAAGUCUGCCUGAUCAUUGCGUAUUUGCGCCAAACGGAAUUUUGGUUGGCUACUAUAGAGCCUCCAAGAAGUGACUGCUGAUAUGAUUCGCUUUACUUUGCUUUUUCAAUUAAUACCCCUCAUGAUAUCUGUUCUGCAUCUUUAUUCUUGUUGCGUACUUUUGCGGCGGAGAAUUGUAAUGAAAUGAAACGAAAGGUCUCACUUGUGUAGGUAUACUAGCUCGAGUUGUCGUUUCUUAUCCAGAACGUUAUGGAUUAAUUGUCUUUCCAGAGGACGGUACGGUACGGGGCAGAAUAUAAAAGUCGGAAGCACAUGCCUAACCAAGCUCAUGGGCCAAGUUAAUCAGCCCACCAGCAUCCGAAUCGAAUAGAGUGGUUGAGCUUAACUAAACCCACAAGCGGGAGCCGUCUCCAGGUCCCAAAGAUCCUCGU